This is a messenger RNA of Punica granatum (pomegranate), 1499 nucleotides long. NCBI's taxonomy places the organism in Eukaryota, Viridiplantae, Streptophyta, Magnoliopsida, Myrtales, Lythraceae. The record is from RefSeq and is a predicted model, not a curated record.
GGAUGACAGACAGGGACGGAGGAGGUUGCCGGCCAAACGCCACCACUCCGCCGAUUCGACGAAGGUCUCUCUCUAUCUUCCUCCGUUGGUUCGUUUAUCACCACCACCUCAGGUCACCAGUGGGCUUAGAGUCGUCGGCAACUUUAAGCUCUCUCUCUCUCUCUCUCUCUCUCUCUCAUGCGUUUAGUUCGCCGGUUGUAGCUCGUAAAAAGUCGCUCUUAAUUAAUCUCUCAGCUUCCUCACCCUGCAGCCUCAAUCAUCCUUUCCUUCCGAACCCAAAUCACCCACCUCUGAAUCCUCCUUUCCUAUUCAGAGAGAUUUCUUCAGCUCUGCAAGCUCUAUAAUUUUUAUUCUUCACUGUAUGAUACUGAUAUACAUAUACUGCCUACGCUCCCAUCAAUGCUUCCGCCCAGGAUUACCUCGAAAUGAUCGAGCUAUCGAUGUGAAUUUCUUCAUCUCAAGCUGUAGCGCAAUGGGAGUUCCGCGACAACAUACCUUCGGAGAUUAUCCAAAACCGGCGAUUCUGUGGACAGUUUUGUUCGUCAUCCUCUCCUUUCUGUCCGAUCUUUCAUAUUCAGGCGAGGUGGUGGAUAAGCAUGACUUAGAUUUUCAUGCUGGGAAUGUGCCUUGUCCUAAGAAAUGGAUCACGGAGCCUUAUUUUGAAAUUUUUGAUUCCCUACUUGAUUCUCAUUUCCAAGAUUUUAAAGAACGCACACUCUCCCGUUGCUCGUGUAAACCGCUACGUGACACUCAAACCACAGAACUGAAACUCUCGGGUUUGGAGCGCCGUCUAGUUGGUGAAGGUUCACAUCGACAACUUUCCUCAUCCGUCAGAAUCAGUGUCAAUCCGCCCACUCACCCCUGUGAGGUCAUAAUUAUUGAAAGACUCCCCUCUGGAAUUUUUGCCGACCCAUUCGAGCUGCAGCAUCUCGUCCAACGUGGUGCGUUCAAUGAUGUUGCUGUUUUAGGAGAUACAGACUUGGAGUUGCCUACUGUUCGUUCAAAUCGUACAGUUGUUGAGAUUCAUAUGGAUGUUGGUCCCAAUAGCUUUUCAAGACAUAAGGAUGGACAGAAAAUCAACCUUCACAUCCCAUUACACGUACGUUACCCGCCCCUACAUGAAAGUGGCUAUACAAAAGUUGUGUUCGGGGAUCCCGAUAUUUUUGCUCGCUGCAGCAUCGAUGGAAGACCAAUUGAUGAAACGUGUUUGUCUACUGUGACAAGGGAUAAUGCUGAAUCUAGUCUCAGCUCUGUGGCCUGGGAAGUACCCUCAGGUAUUGAGAUGCAUGCUGGAGUUGUAUCUUCUGUUACUUUCCUCUCUGCCACUGUAUCAGCUAUGAUUAUAAUUUUGGCCUCCAUUUUCCAUUCAGACGCCAAGUCAUGCAAAAAUUUGAAAGCAUGAUAUUUGGUCUAUCUAUUGGUUGCCCAUUAUUUUGUAACUGGUUGCUUCUUUAACUCAGUUAGCUUUCCGUUCUCAAGGCAGAAAGGAAAAAAAAAAA